Messenger RNA from Kwoniella shivajii, 645 nucleotides. RefSeq names its product NAD(P)H:quinone oxidoreductase, type IV. Gene Ontology annotation, molecular function: NAD(P)H dehydrogenase (quinone) activity; FMN binding. The transcript is spliced from 7 exons. Gene Ontology annotation, cellular component: membrane. NCBI's taxonomy places the organism in Eukaryota, Fungi, Basidiomycota, Tremellomycetes, Tremellales, Cryptococcaceae. Bases 1 to 645 code for a protein of 214 amino acids. The record is from RefSeq and is a predicted model, not a curated record.
AUGGCUAGCAACAAUCUGUCCGGUAAACCCAUCAUCGCUGUUAUCUUCUACUCCACCUACGGCCACAUCGGUGCUCUUGCUGAGAGUGUCAUCAAGGGUGCCGAAGCUACCGGUGCCAUCGUCAAGCCUUACUUCGUUCAAGAAACUCUUCCCAAGGAAGUCCUCGAGAAGAUGUACGCCGGUGGUUCAUUGACUCCCAAAUACCCCAUCGCUACUCCAGAUGCCCUAAAGGAGGCUGAUGGUAUCAUCAUCGGCGCACCUACCCGAUAUGGACGAGUUCCCGCUCAAGUAUCAGCCUUAUUCGAUGCUACUGGUGGACUUUGGGCUGCGGGCGCCUUGACCGGAAAAUUCGUUUCAAUGUUUACUUCUGCAGCAGGCCAGCAUUCUGGACAUGAGUCUACAGUGAUCACCACCUUCCCCUUCUUCGCCCAUCACGGUUUAGUCUACGUACCUAUCGGAUACUCUGAGCCUGCUGUCGGCGGUAUCGAUGCCGUCCAAGGUGGUUCUCCUUACGGUGCUUCUACAGUAGCAGCUGGUGACGGUCACUUGCAACCUUCAGCUGUUGAUUUGAAGAUCGCCGAACACCAAGGUAACUACUUCUCCAAAUUCGUAGCUACCUUUGUACGAGGCAAGACCGUCGCUUAA